Molecule: messenger RNA, 2573 nt
Organism: Olea europaea var. sylvestris
Lineage: Eukaryota; Viridiplantae; Streptophyta; Magnoliopsida; Lamiales; Oleaceae
Exons: 5
Coding region: 627-2327 (566 amino acids)
Biological process (GO): regulation of asymmetric cell division
Source: RefSeq, a predicted model, not a curated record
UUGAGUUACAUGGAUACUCUCAUUUUUGUGUAUAUACUAUACAUAGGAUAAUCAUCUUUCUGAAAUUUUGCUGUAAAAAGGGUUUUUAUAAUUUGUUUUGAAGAGAUAAAGGACAGUCUCUUUAGGGUGUUGAACAAUCAGGUGUAAAAAUUAUUUUCUGUUCUUGUUUAAUAUAUUUUUUUAGUUUUUUUACUUUUAUUUUUCUGUUGGGAUCUUCCUGAAAUUCUCUAUGUUACUGAGAUUAUUUAAAAGGCUAGAUUAGUUAUUUUAUAUAAAAGGGUUUGUUCAUAUGUAUGUGAGUGUGAUAGGGAGCUAAAGGACAGAACAAAUGGUGGGGAUUGGGGUAUUGACUUUUUAGUAAUUAAAUGGAUGAUUAGUAUAUUUUAGCUGUUAAAAGUUUGUCGGGAUUUCUGCAAAGUGGUGACUUUUUCUUGUCCUCUUCUUUGUAUAUGGGCAAAGGGAAGAUUCCAAAGCUUGUCUACCGUUCGUUUUUUACUUGCUCAAACUUUCUUUUCCCGGAAAGUCUUUAAGAAAUUGUCCGUAAAAUGAGAAAAAUUAGUAAGGUGAAAUAUAUACUCGAAAAAUAAUUUGCAAGUGUUCUUUACACGGCUAAACCAAAGGUGACCAUGAAAGAAAAUCAGAAUACAACGUUGUAUCAUUCUAGUAGUUUCAGAAGGGAGAUGGAUUCCCUGGAGUUCACUGCUAAAGAUCUAUAUCAGUUAAAUGGCCAUGGAAGAGAGAGAGGCCCUUUAGAAUUUGAGGUUAAAACUGGAAAUGAACCUUGGGACAAUGAAUUUGUGGAUGCUUUUGCCAAGGAUAAUGAAUAUGGAAAUUUAAAUUUUCCAGGAAAGGAAGAUUGGGAUGAAAUUCCAAGUGACCGUGAGAGGGAUGCAGAUCCAUUGGAUUCUGAUACAGAGAACAAUGGCAAAUUGGGAAAAAUCCUGGAGUUUGAACUUACUGUGAUUGUAGAACGAUUUGCACAUGAUCAUGAUAAUGAUCCAAGAGAUUCUUAUAUGCCAUGCAUUGCUGCUUCAGAUUUGUUUGAGUCUGGUACAAAUUUAUGUACUGAUAAAGAUACUACAGAUCGUGAACUGCCUGAGCUGGAAGUAUUCUACAAAGAGGUUAAUUAUAACAUUGUCAAAGAUAUAUGCGUUGAUGAUGGGAUGCCCAAGGAGGACAAAGUUUUGAGCAAAAGCAUUAAGGAUCAUUGUAAAACAGCAAAAGAAGGCAUUGAUAUGGAAAUGCUCAUUCUGGACGGUUUAAAAUCUUUUUCUUUGGAGAAUAACGAAGAUGAUGCCAAUAAUCAUUGUGGGACCAAAAAUAGCUAUGAAAAAUCACAUUUGCCAAUUGGGCCAAUAGCUGCCUCAGAAAUUUCUUUGGACAAGGAUUCUGUUGGGGAAUGUGAUGUAGAGGACUCGAUGCACUUUUCUGAACCAAAUGAUGGUGCAUAUGCUAAGAUUGAGAGAGAUGUUCCAGAGGCGGAAUCUUUUGUAGAUAGCAAACUUCCAGUGCUGAAUUUUGGUACUUGUAGUUCCCUUAGAUCUUUUCUCAACUCAUUAAGUAGCGAUGGAAAUGAAAUUGCUCAAUCACCCAAUCAGAUUCCAUCUGAAGAUGCAAUUUCAAGUAGCCACGCUGCACUGUUGACGAAUACAGAAUUAAAUAAGAAUAGUGUCCAAGCUGCCAACUUAUUAUGCAACAGUAAAGUUGACUGCGGAGAUAUUACUUUUAACUUCAACUCACCCAAACCCGUGGCAGCUGGCAGUACGGAUGGAUGUGCUGAAAAUGUCGAUGCACAAUCUGUCAAGUCAGAGGAUGAAUGUCAUCUUGAGUUUAUAAAUUCCGUCAAACAUUUGGAAGCUAGCGCGGCAAAGUGCACCGGAAACAAGUUCGAUAGCAAUGGAAAUGUUCAUGAACAUUCCAUCGACCUCCAAGACACGAACUCUACUUCUCCGGAUGGCCAAGUCCAGUCUGCUAGCAUCAAGGACAAAAAUGCUCAAAAUGUUCAUGACGAAGCCAUUCAGACACAUGAUGUUUUUAAGGAUGAGGUCGUGGAAUGUGGCAGCUUUCCGGUUGUAAACCAAGUCCGAUGUGAUGAGGGAGAGUCAAGCUUCUCCGAUGCAGGUCUUAUCACUUUCUCAGGGCCAAUAUCUUAUUCUGGGAGCCUUUCUCUUCGAUCUGAUACCGGUGCCGCUAGCGCUCGAUCCUUUGCCUUCCCAGUAUUACAAUCUGAAUGGAAUAUCAGUCCAGUAAGAAUGGAAAAAGCUGAUAGGAGACAUUUUCGAAGACGCAGGAGUUGGAGAUCGGGUCUUCUUUGCUGUAAAUUCUGAAUGCUUCCAUUCAUUUAUAGGUUCAACAUCCCAAUUUAGUCAUUGAGGGCUGCCUGCAAGUAUAUAUGUAGGGAUAUUUCUUAGGCUUGGUUGGCAUUGUGUGUUGUGUUCAUAGGGUCGUGCUUUGAUUUUAUUAUAAAGCAAUGUCUAUAUUUUUUGUUAUAUUUUUGACUUACGGAUAUUUAUCGUGGAAAUAGUGCAUCAGUGUUAACUUUGACUAGCUAAUAUAUAAUUAUUCGGUUUUUU